This is a messenger RNA of Cryptococcus wingfieldii CBS 7118, 792 nucleotides long. Its product is annotated as U4/U6.U5 tri-snRNP component SNU23. The record is from RefSeq and is a predicted model, not a curated record. The coding region runs from base 1 to 792 and encodes 263 amino acids. The transcript has 4 exons. Gene Ontology annotation, biological process: mRNA splicing, via spliceosome. Gene Ontology annotation, cellular component: spliceosomal complex; U4/U6 x U5 tri-snRNP complex. Lineage: Eukaryota; Fungi; Basidiomycota; Tremellomycetes; Tremellales; Cryptococcaceae. Gene Ontology annotation, molecular function: nucleic acid binding; zinc ion binding.
AUGGCCGACAAACCGAAGACUUCCCGCCCAACAUGGGACAAAUCCGAAUAUUCCACCCUCGCCAAAGACAAAGACCGACAAUCCUACGAACACGCCAAAGAAGCCGAGUCAUCCCUCCAAUCAGGCAAAGCCCCCGGCAAGAAAUCACAGUAUGACGACCUGCCGAAACCGACCGAGCUGUUGAAGGCGAGGGAGCAGGAUCUGGGAUUGACCAAGAAUUUGAACAAGACGAUGUUGGUGUCGAUGGGGGGUACGGGGCAGAAGGGGCCGAGGGGAGGGGGGUUUUAUUGCGAACUAUGUAACAGGACGUUCAAAGACUCUCUCUCCUACUUGGACCACGUCAAUGGAAAACUCCACCUCAUGAAACUCGGACAAACCACCCUCGUCCACCGCUCAACCCUCUCCGCCGUACGCGCCCGUAUAGCAACCCUCCGCGCCGCCUCCCAAUCCUCCGUAACCUCCAAGAACUUUGAUUUCCAACAACGCCUGAAAGCUGUUCAAGACUACAAGACGUCAGAACGCGAGCGCAAGAAGGCGGAGAGGCAGAAGAAGCGUGAAGCCAAGAAGGAAGAAGAGGAGCGGAGACGGAUGGGGAUCUUUGAUGAGAAGAUGGAUGUUGACCCGAAAGAAGGUGAGGGGGUGAAGGAGGCAGGCAAGAGAGAUAGGAAGAAGGAGCGGGACAACAGACGAGCCAAGGAGGGAGACCAAGAAGUCGAGCGGGCUCUUCAAGAGAAUGAGGACAUGUCGGCCAUGAUGGGCUUUGGAGGGUUUGGUACGAGUAAACGAAAGUAG